ACCGCGGUAGAAAAGCAGCCCCUGGCGGCCUCCGCGUGGGGGCGGGAACGGGAGGCAGGCGAGUCCGGCCGUUUCCUCCCGGCGCUCUAGCGGGAGGAAGCAUAGAGAGCAGAGGCCAGGGGGUGCCUCUUCCUCCUGGGCCUGGCUCCGCCCACUGCUUCCGGUUCCGGGGAGGGGCCGUGUUUCUGUCGGGGCGAUGGGGCGUUGGGGCCCGGCCGGGAUCGCGGUGGGGCCGCUGCUGCUGUUUGGGGGCUUGAUGAGCCUGGCUGGAGCUUCCGAUCUGCCCCUCGUCACUUGCGGCUCUGUCGUGAAGCUCCUCAACACGCGCCACAACGUCCGGUUGCACUCACAUGACGUACACUACGGGUCCGGCAGUGGGCAGCAGUCAGUUACAGGGGUAUCGGAUGUGGACGACAGCAACAGUUACUGGCGGAUCCGAGGAAAGACCUCUACGGUGUGUGAGAGAGGAACCCCAGUGAAAUGUGGCCAGGCCAUCAGGCUGACUCAUGUUAAUACUGGGCGCAAUCUUCACAGUCACCAUUUCUCUUCACCCCUGUCUGGCAACCAGGAAGUGAGUGCAUUUGGAGAAGAGGGUGAAGGGGACUAUCUGGAUGACUGGACAGUCCUCUGCAGCGGGUCCCACUGGGUGAGGGAUGAUGAGGUUCGCUUCAAACAUGCUUCCACAGACGUGCUGCUGUCUGUCACAGGAGAGCAGUAUGGGCGGCCCAUCAGUGGCCAAAGAGAGGUGCAUGGCAUGGCCCAGCAGAGCCAGAACAACUAUUGGAGGGCCAUGGAAGGCAUCUUUAUGAAGCCCAGUGAGCUGCUUCAGACUGAAGCCCACCAUACUGAGCUAUGAGAACCCUUUACUUCUCCUGGCCUGGCCACACAGUGUUGAGUUACACCCACUGCUUUCUUCAUUGGAGCAGCUGAGGCCUCAUCGUCCUUGGGGUGAGGAUCCAGUGUGGGAAAUUUCCAAGGUUCUUCAGAGCAGCAGCUCUCUUCCUGCCAACAUGCAUCUAUCCUUAUCCUGGACUUGGCGUCACCUCCUAAAUGUGGGAGUUAUUGCCAGUGGUGGCACUGAUCCUUUCAUCCGUUUGGAAGAAAUAAUCAAGAAACAUCUCUUGGAGAUGGGAAAUUCCCCUCAUUUGGGAGCUUUGACAUAACAAUCCGUUAAUAGGCUGAGUACAGUCUCUAAUGUAUGCUUUUUUCUCAGGAGUAAUAAAAGGGAUUUGAUUCUUUAA
Messenger RNA from Dromiciops gliroides (monito del monte), 1241 nucleotides. It is a transcript of the gene SDF2, whose product is annotated as stromal cell derived factor 2. NCBI's taxonomy places the organism in Eukaryota, Metazoa, Chordata, Mammalia, Microbiotheria, Microbiotheriidae. The transcript has 3 exons. The record is from RefSeq and is a predicted model, not a curated record. Bases 197 to 856 code for a protein of 219 amino acids.